GACUCGCAGAGCGAGCAGGCGUUUGAUCGUGGAAGUGAGGCGUUAUGCGCUGGCGCAGAAACUCGCUGGGAUGGAUCACACUAUAGAGAACGCUGUCGUGCUCAUCGCGAGCGACAAGGCCAAGGAGCGACAGGAAGGGCUGCUGCGCUAUCGGGAGGCCUUCAGCGACCCUGGGGUCCUUUCCUCCUUGCCAGAUGUUUUGGAUGCAAAAGACAUACGCACCGGGAAACCAUGCUGGACCAGCGUGUUCCAGUCCCUUUUCGACGCCCUCUUCAUCGAGAGGAGUAUUUGUAUAAAGAAGGCAAAGGGCGGUGGUGGGACUGGCGAAUUACAGGCUGCGGCGCUUAAACGCUUUCAAGAUGUCGCAAUUCUCGUAUCAUGGAUGGUCGAUCAGGCACGUUUGCGCAUCGGCAGAAAGACGACGCGAGCCGUUUUCGCUCAUCUCACUCAGACGCUCGGUGCGGAGAAUGCUCAGCUUCUGGAUGCCCUGAUACCGCCGUAUCUGCGUGCGCUCAAAUCACUCUUGACUUGGAAACCCCAUGCGGAUCAUCUCGAGGAGAAGAGCUGGCUGGACGGCGUAUCAAUCUGCUGGAACUUGCUUCUGGGGGACAAGGUGUCAGACCGGAUCACGGGCUCUGAUGAGGUCGACUUGGAAAGAUACGCGAAUGUCUUGGCAGUCGCUGCUGCCGACAGGAAGUCGGGGUCGGCGACCCUCACAAACGCUCAUGCAGCAGACGCUUUUCUCUGCCUUCAGGCAAUGUUUGAGAGCUGCGUAGCCCCCUUAGUCGGCUUGGCUGGCGAGCGCUUCGGAAUUCACAUGCUCGAGAAGUACGUGCGGUACUUCGUGUUACGUCCAUCCGAGUCGACCGUUACCCUGCCCGUCAUCUCUAGUCUCAACGUCCUUUUAAGAGCACUACAACUCAACGAACGCAUACUCACCACGACGUUUGCAACCAUAAUUUGGCCCCCUCUGCUUCGUCUCUUCACGACCAAGUCUCUGACGCUUAAGGAACACGUACUCAUAACGCUCGAUCUCCUGUUACCGCUACUUGCCGUUCCCCCGCCGUCUGUCUGUGGAUCGGCUAGCGAAGAGACAGCGAAAAAGAAGAGGCGCGCCGAACUACGUGCAAAACUGCAAGAUCUUCAGCAUCUACUCGUCAAAGAGCCGCUCAGCCGCACGGGUCUCCGGCCGUUGCCCCUGGGGAUACUUUCCUUAAGGCACAUACCCAUCGAUGAAGGUGCCUUUACAGAGCCAUGCCAGACUAUGACCUUCCAGGCCUCUUUCGGCUUUGCAGCCCCAAAUACGCAUGACUGGUGCGGCCUAGAGCUGGCGGCAGAUGUCAUCUCUUUUCUAAUGAAAAGCGACAGAGAAGUAUUGCACACUCUUGAGGACGAGCAGCAUAAUCGCGGUCCCCCCGUCAAAGACGCGUCAUUGAUGCCAGAGAAGAGGGAAAGGUCUGACAAAGCCAACUCCAGGAUGGAAGUGUCUGCUACACCAAACCCGGCCGUACAAGUGGAGGUUGGCCUUGCGGCGAAGACGAGAUGUAAAGUCAAAACGCCAGCUUCAAGCACGGAUGCGCAUGAUCGACCCGCAAAACGGGUGCGUACUAGCGAGAGGAUGCUUGCUCCCGGGUUAUUGCCGGGUACGCAACAGGAACCCUGGUUGGAAUACUUCUCCGAAGUGCGCGCCUCGGACCCUUCUUCCAAAAUGCGUCGGCUAUGGGGUUUGCAAGUGCUGGCCAUGUGGAUGGAAAAGCAUCCAGAGGAUGCAACAAAGGCGCUCAACGACGAUCUUGCAGGCGAGAUCGCAGAAGCUUCCAAUGAUUCAGACGAGGAGAUUGCCUCGUGGGCCACUCUCACCUUGGCAUGCGCAACCGCAUUACAGACAAACAGCAACGAGAGUUCGCGAUGGAAGAUUUGGCCCCGGAUUUGGUCGCUUAUAACCAGACGCGUUGCUCUGCCACAUCUCAGUCGCGCCUCAGCCACGCUUGCGAAUGCUAUGCUGCGAUGUUCCUUGGUCGAUACGGCCACGCUACCAAAGGAUGUCUCGACCAUCAUUUUUGAGCUCUCCAGCCAAGCAAUCACUCGCCCAUCCGAAGCCUUGUGCGAUCUCCUUUCGCGAAGCUUGGAGAUUAUAGACGCGAAUCGCGCUUCGAUCGACCCAGCUGUGGUUAAAGGUGCUCUCGCACUGGUGCAGAGUCUAUGGAUUCCGAGCUUCGCAAGCUCUCCAGCCACAAGCACGGCAUUCGACGCCAGCGUUCACUGCCCUGCUGCUACUAUGCUGCACCUACUAGCUCAGCUUGGCGGGUUACAGCAUUGCCCGAACCUUACAGUAGGAAAACCAUUCCUUGAAGGUUCCGCCUGCAUUCGAAACCUGGCAGCGAAUAUCGAGCAUCGCGCGAUGCUUCGAUAUGUCAUCUUUGCUGAGCUCGAUGAGGCCAAGGUCCCAACUUCCACCAGCAAGCAUCAGCCCAUACCUCGAGAGACCCUUUUCAUCCCGCUGGAUCCGAACACCCCAGCUUCCAGGCUGUCCAGCAGCCUGGCAUCCAGCAUCAAAGUGGUACUGGAAAAUUUUAAUGUGCGAGCUAUGGACAUGGUUGGGCCCUCCGUACUUUCCCAAUACCAUUCCUAUCAACUUCGUCAAUUCGUCGAAUUCGCGGCAUUGGUGCUCCUCUUCCGCGGUCUCAUGCACGUCAACGGAUUCAGUACGCCAUCCGAGCUCUUCAUGAAGCCACUGCAAACGCUUCAGACUGUGGCAAACGAAUGUGCUCUUCGAACUCGCACCGUCGAGGAAAAGCAUUUCAUCCUUUCGCCUUUGGUCUGUCUAGGUCUUCCCGCUCCUAUCAGCGCUGCCAGAAGCGCGAUAGUCCCUCCAGCACGCCGAUCCGGUGUCCGACAUGAGCAUUUCAUUCAAUUUACUGGGCCGCAUCGACAGUUGGCAGACCAAGGUGUGCAGCAUUUUUUGCGCGCGUGCUUUGAGAUUGAGGACAGCAUGCCAGACACUUGCGCUCUGAGCGACGCACUCGCGCAGGUGAUCAAGGUCAUUUCUCCGGAAGUUGAGAUGGCGAAGCCGGAUCUUUUACAGGGAGAAGAUGACAGCAUGGAGGCCGAUUACGAAUACGACAAACAGGUCAAGGAUGUGCCCAUUCCUGGAAACGUCACACUCGACGUACUGUUGAAUGGCAGCAUUCGUUACGAGAUCACUUCAUUUGUUUUUGCAAUAAUCGCGGUCAUGCACGCAGUCCGAAAGCAGUCUUCGUCUCAGAAUCAACGCCGGCCGCUUCACCUCAUCUUGGAAAAUGGGGCUGAUCUUGCCAGAGUCAUUAUGCUUUUGCCCGCAGCUGUUCACGCCACAGACAGUGGCCUUCUUUCACUCGACGAUAUGGAGCUGCAAGAACUUCUUUCCAUCACCGGAGAAGAGCUGCUUCCGAAAUACCAGUACAGCCGCGACCCAGUCGCACACAGCAUCACCCUAAAGGUCAUCCGCAUUGUGAUACGUCACGAAAAGUUUGCAGCAGACUCUGUUGGGCUCAGAGACAUGUGCCGUUGGUUUAUGAUCCACUCUGCCAAAGCCAAGACUUUCUUUGUCUGGGAGACGGUCAGCGACAUUGCUGAGCUACUCUAUGACUUUUUGACGUGCUCAGGUCUCGUAGACAUUUGGAAUCCUGAUGGCGAAUGCGUCAGCAACAUCGAACCCACCCAGAUCAUGCAAAACUUGCAAGGUGCGGCUGAUUUGCGGACCAGAUUCCAUGCGGCGACUUUGCUCGGUGCCCUCUUUAACGAUCUCGCCAUCACUCCGGGUGAUGAAGCUGUCGAGCAGGAGCAACGUUUGUUCCCGCAACUACAGAACGUCGCCAUCCUCGACGUCACAAAAUUCGAAGGCACCCUCACGACGUUGCUUCUGUUCGGGAAUAUCACUGUCCUCUCGUCUCUGAACCGCAGUGACGGCCUUGGCUCGCUGCUGGAGAUCGCUAUGCGACGACGCGAUUACAGCGCUCACUUUGCAAGUGUAAUGAAGUGCGUCGCCAGCCAUCUGGGCUUCGAUUCCACGAUGGAACUGUACAGCACAUUCGCAGCUCAAAUCGUAUACAGCAUACACCAAUUGAAUCAAGACACCCUCGCUGUUCCGUGGGAGGCGCUGGGGUACCGCAGCCAGCGCGCAUGGGCCACAAGUAAUCUUCCUGCAAUUGGGCUAAUGCUACUCGAGCUUUUUGAAGGGGAAGACGGCUCAGGGGACUUCGAUGUCUUCUGUAAAAUGGCUCGCGUGGAGCGUGAGAUGGCACUGGAUAUCUGCAGGCCAUCCAUCGCUGCCUUCGAAUUGGGCGACUCGGCGACGCGUCUACGGCAAGGUACCACCGCCGUCACCGCUGGUGCUGUUUGGGAUCUAGCCGUCACCAACCUCCGACAGUGCGAGAAGUCGGGGGCGUCUGCCAAAGUAAUGCAUCAGCGGCUCAAAGACGCCAAAGACCUGGUCACAGCGUGGCUCAUGCGUUUCGCUUGGCUAAAAGACCACACGACCAGCGAUGAGCUGCUUCUGGAGAUAGCAACAUUUGGCCAUAACCAAGCCGCUGCACUAAGGAAAGUCUCGUCUCCGCCCUCCAGCAGUCUCAGCGACGUUUCUGAGCUUCACGAACCGCCUCGGCCGUUUCAUGACCCGAAAGCCUUGUUGAAUGCUCUUUCGACGCUGGAUCAUCAAGCAGGUGGCAUUUUUGACGCGAGCUCGGGUUACCACAUCUUGCAUCACCUCUUUGGCUUUAUCUUUGACGCCAAGCUCGUUAACGAUCAAAAGCGGCUGCUUCGAGGGGUGAUCAUUUACGUUUCCAUGUGCUACAAUGCCGUGCAGAAAAGCCAGGCGAUUCUUAACCUGAUCUUGCGGAACUGCUCUUCACUGCUCAAAGAAGUCGACCUCAUACCGCUUGCUGCUACACUGCUCAACUGGGCUGCCACAACGGCCAAGUAUAGCGCCGCUCGAUCGCGGUGCUGGAUUGUCGCUCUCGCACGCGCAGGCUACGCAGUUGCUAGCCAUCUGCGCUCUAGUGACGCAGAAGCGGUGCGACUGGGAAUUCAGUGCAGGCAAUGGCUGCAAAAGCUUGCGUCGAACUGUCUUGCCGUGCCCGCUACCGAAAAAAUUGUGCUUUGGGUUCUACUCUUCUGGCCGGACAUCAUUGCCGAAACGCUGUCAUUGAAGGUGCAAGCACUCAGUCUUCCCCAAGUUAUGGAUGCUUUGGCCCAACUCCCGGACCUGUCGAUCAGCAAUUCCGCGCUAACCAUCAUUCUUUCCAAAGUGCGCGACGCCGACUCUGCGGACCGUGCCAUAUUUGCUGAAGAAGGGCUCUGGCUUCUAAAGCAGCAAGCAAUCUCUCGGCAACGUGAGGCACAAACGCAAGCCCGAUUUGCGCAUCUGUUGGCACAGAUUCUGGUGCAGUCUGGGGGCCAGUACCGUAUGCCCUUUGCACCUGCUAGUACGAGGUUCGCCCAGACGAUCAGGCGGGCAAAGGCGUGGGGUCUUGAAAGUCCGAAAGGAGCAACGACCUUUUCUGCCGAGCAUACAUUCUUGGGUUUGGUGCUCAGGUUCUGGCACAAUCUUGAAGAUGGGAAUCACCAGGACCUGCUGCUCUGCCUGCGAUCUGUCAUGGCGCACACGGCAUCAGUCGACGAUUUCCUCGAGGGCAUGGACUCCAGUGAUGCUGAAGAAUUGCGCCUGAUUGCAGCAUUUCGGAGCAACUCGCUCAACAUCUCUCAUCGCACACUGAACGAAUCACUCGAGCUCAUUCCAUCCAGUACGUCUGCGACAUAUUCCGUCUGGAUAGGAGCAAUCUGCGAAGCAAUCUGCGUGUCCUUAGCAACUCCUACUUCUGCGUUCGGCAACAUCUACGUCCAACUCGUGCCAUUGGCACGUCGCUACACAAAAUUGGCAGAGCAGAUGGGGCCGUUGCUCAUUCGCCGUGUGUUGCAAGCUGACGAGGGCGCAUGUGACGAGAAAGAUCUCCGAGCAUUGUAUCAAUUCUUCAAUCACGUCACAAAAUCGGCUGCAGCCGACAAGCGCAUGCACACCUUCGUGGUCGAUUGCGUCUUAUAUCUGCGACAAGCUGAGCACAAGGAUUCUGGGGUCAAUCUUUCUCUUGCUAUUGACUACCUCGCGCUCGCAAACCGUGCACUGGACGCCGGGAUGUUCACGGCUGCGGCUAUGUUCAUCGAGAUUCACCGCGAGUCAAGAAGCAGACAAAGCCUUGAUCCAGAUGCGCAGCUCGAGUCAUCUUUGCUGGAUCAGGUCUACAGCAAUGUUGAUGACCCCGACAGCUUCUACAGCAUCCCAACGUCGGGGUCACACGCAGCGCUACUGGAACUCAUGCACCACGAAGGCCGCUGGCAAUUCGCCUUUGAGAUCGCAGCAGCAUAUUUCGAAGUGGAUCGACAGUUGGAAUCUCGUACAAGCGUAGCGACUAUGGCCACACCUCUUCAUCAACUUGGCUUCAAUGCAUUUGCGACCAGCUUGAUCAACACCCGUGAUGCGCAGCCAUCAGGUCAAUCAAAUCACAUCCAAUACGACAUGGCCUGGCAAUCCGCCAACUGGGAUCUACCAGCACACGGCGACAAUGCAGAUGCGGGAAGUGGCCAGACACUUUAUCAAGCGCUCAGGGCGGUAACAUUUGCUCACGACAAAAGCCACGCCGUCGAGGCAGUGUCACUUGCGCUCAGACGGCAAUUGCAAGGAUUUGGCCGCAUGGCUUCUGAGCCAGGAAAGGCUUUGAGCGCCUCCUGCCUUGAAUUGAUCGGUCUAUCCGAAGUCCAAUCAUGGCUCGACAAAUGCAAGCGCAGUCCAAUGAGCAUGUCAGCAUUGGAAGCCAUCAGCGCAGACUAUAUGAGGGAGCCGCCUUCCGGAGUAGAUUCGCAGGUGAGGGUGCGAAUUCUGCAAGUACGCAAGUCCCUUGCGUAUGGAUGUCGAUCCGCUCUAGUCAGGACUUCCGUAGGCGGUUGGAACGACGAAGGUGUCGCACGAGCUGUGAAGAUCGAAUCACACCUGUGCAGAGAAAUUGCAAAAGCGGCCCGAGUGGAGAAGAGACUGCAAGCCGCUCUCGCCAUGAGCAAGCUGGUUCAAAACCUGGAAGAAUCGACAGGACAGAUCGAAUUCAGCAGCGUUCUCGAAUUUGCUCAGACACUGUGGUCGUAUGGGCAACAUACAGCCGCCCAGAACUACUUGACGCAGGCGAUGACCGAUAGGUUGCGCAUACCACUGGCUCUUGACGAUGGCGACAUUGGCGAGGGACUUACUCAAUCAGGCGUCUGGCACGCUGAGGCAAGGUCCGAGCAACCGCAAGUGAUCGAGGAUAAUUACUUUCAGCGGGCUCUCAAAUUGUCGACAGGCUCGAGUGUUAAUGUGACGCAGCAAUCGAAGGUCUUUCACCGCUUCGCAUCAUUCGCUCACGAUCAAUAUAUUAGAGACGCGAGCAGUGGCGAGAUUGCUCGGCUCAAAGAAGCAGUCGAAAAGCGAACGGAGGAAGUCCGUCAACACGAGGCGUUGGAGCGCAGCUCGCGAGAGUAUUCUCAUCAACACUCUCGUCACGCUCGAACUAUCCUGGAACAAGAUCGCGCCUCAUUGAGCAUGUUGGAAAGGCGCCAAGCUGCCGCUUUGGAGCAGGCCUUGACGAUGUUUGCACAAUCGUUCAUAACAUCAGACUUAUUCGACAAUAGUCUCAUUCGAUUUACCUCCCUUUGGUUUGAGAAUUCGGCUAACAACAUUCUGAAUGCCAAGAUCGAGAAUCUGAUCAACAAGAUUCCGUCUCACAAGUUCGUGCUGCUGACACAUCAAAUAUCCGCACGCCUCAGCAAGCCUGGCGCAUCCCCUUACGCAACGCCAGAAGAGCCGAAUCGACAGCGAUUUCAUCGGAUCAUUUCUCUUACAAUGGCGAGGAUGUGCAAAGACCAUCCUUUCCAUACCAUGUACUCUCUCUACGCUAUGCGCAGCCGCAACGUCACUGCCGAGAGUCAGAAGUCCUCCUCCAGGCGACGCGCCACUCUGACCCCGUCAGUCGCUCCCUCGCAGACAUUACGCGCCGCUGCAGCUGACGAGAUAUGGGAUGCGCUGCUGCGUCAAAAGGAGCGGCGGGGUCAGCUCCGUGACUUCUCUCUAGCCUGCGACUCCUAUGUCGAGUGGGCUAUACUUGAUUUGCAUAACUAUGGCACCCGCUUUUUUAACAAAUCGGGAACCUUGAAGCAAAGCAAGGACAUCAAGCUCCCCUCUUCCCGAGAGCUCAAGUUGGCAGCACUCCAUGACCUCCCUAUUCCAGUCGCUACCAUCGAUCUGCCUGUUGAUAUUUCCUGCAAGUACGAGUCGUUUGUUGGUGUGGCGAGAUACUCCUCCACGUUCAGCACCGCUGGAGGCAUCCAUCUGCCGAAAAUUAGCGAUUGUAUCGGCAGCGAUGGCCAGAGAUAUCGACAGCUGUUCAAAAACAACGAUGACCUCCGUCAGGAUGCGGUAAUGCAGCAGGUUUUCCGGAUUGUUAAUGGGCUCCUCGAGGAAGACACCCAGUCCCGUCGCCGGAAUCUCCGAAUGCGAACAUACAUCGUGCGCCCACUGGGGGACCAGUGGGGACUGCUGCAGUUCGUGAGCAAUACAAAGCCAAUCGGAGAACCGUUGCUCGACUUGCAUUCGAGACAUCGUCGAAAGGGCGAAAUCACUCCUCACGAAGGGCGCGGUGCUAUUGCUGCUGUGGGCAAGGCGUCGAAGUCUCAACGGCUAUAUGUGUUUGAGGACUGCUGUCGCAAGCUGCCUCCAAUUUUUCGCCGUUUCUUCACGGAAGAAUUCAAAGACCCGAUGGCGUGGUUUUCUUCUCGUCUGACGUACACCAGGAGCGUCGCAGUGGGCUCGAUCGUAGGAUACGUCCUAGGUCUUGGCGACAGACACUUAUCGAACAUUCUCAUCGAUGUUGCCAACGGAGAGCUCGUUCACAUCGACUUUGGAAUUGCUUUCGACCAAGGCAAGCUGCUUCCCAUUCCGGAACUUGUGCCCUUCCGUCUUACCCGUGACAUUGUCGAUGGGAUGGGGAUGCCCGGCAUUGACGGCGCCUUCCGGCAAUGCUGUCAGCAGACGCUGCGCGUCCUCCGGCAGGGUACUGAGUUGAUCAAAACAAUUCUCGAGGUUUUCAAAUAUGAUCCCUUGUUCAGCUGGACGGCCAACCCUGUCAAAGCCAUCCGUGCGCAAGAACGCGAUGAUGUCUCUGACGGCAACACUACCCGUAGCGGGCUUAUGCCGCCCGAUAUCACAAACGGGGCCCCCAUCAGUACCGCAGAGAUUAGUGCUGAUCGUGCCGUUGCGACGGUCAUGCAAAAGCUCGCUCCGACUCUGAGCGUGGAAUACACAGUCAACGACCUGAUUCAGCAGGCACGCGAUCCCCAGAACUUGGCCGUCAUUUUCAAUGGUGAGUCGAUCGUGCUUGAGCCCAAAGCUGAGUCAGUCGAUGCACUUCAUCGAGUCUGACUCUGACUCUCGCACGGCCUCCUUCCCCACCGCAUAGGCUGGCAAGCAUUGCUUUGAGCAGAGAACAGUCCUGGUUCCUCUCUCCGUUCAUCUAGACGUCAAACCCAUUUUUUGCAUAUUCCCAGCAUGGCCUAACCACGCAUUCUCAUGACCACCUCGUUUGGAGUGAGCCAAAAGCACCACACCAUCGUAUAGUAGAAAAACUUGCAGCCGAUCAUGCGUAUGCAUUGUAGUCGCCU
Messenger RNA from Tilletiaria anomala UBC 951, 9717 nucleotides. RefSeq lists its product as uncharacterized. The transcript is spliced from 8 exons. The record is from RefSeq and is a predicted model, not a curated record. NCBI's taxonomy places the organism in Eukaryota, Fungi, Basidiomycota, Exobasidiomycetes, Georgefischeriales, Tilletiariaceae. Gene Ontology annotation, biological process: DNA repair. Gene Ontology annotation, molecular function: protein serine/threonine kinase activity; protein binding. The coding region runs from base 71 to 9478 and encodes 3135 amino acids.